Molecule: messenger RNA, 5674 nt
Organism: Perca fluviatilis (European perch)
Lineage: Eukaryota; Metazoa; Chordata; Actinopteri; Perciformes; Percidae
Product: inactive serine protease PAMR1
Exons: 11
Coding region: 2827-5160 (777 amino acids)
Biological process (GO): proteolysis
Molecular function (GO): serine-type endopeptidase activity
Source: RefSeq, a predicted model, not a curated record
UAGACAUACUUAGUUACUCUAUGUAAAUCAUUCAAUUUUUAGGUCACCAGUAACACGAGGAACAAAACUAGUACAUUGUUGAGGAUGGCUAUAACUUGUGCUAUCUACCAGCAAACUACUAAUAUUAGUGUUUGAAUCACGCAUCAACAUCCUCCAGCAAGUCAAUGGUAUAAUUAAGAAAACGAGAAACAUAAAUUUGCCUUUAAUUGUUUGAGAAUAAAAUCCAAAGAGUUUGUAUGGCAUAUGUGUGUUCCUUUAACUGGGACACUAUCAAAAUAAACAUAAAUAGAUACUGUAUAAAAGCAGCAUAAUAAAAAAUGACAAACGCCAAAUUGAAUCAUAUAUUCUAAUAUUUAAAAAUUGUUUUAUUACAAAACGUAUUCUUUAGUUAUUUAAUGGAGGUAGGAGGGUUAGUGGAUGUUGGAGCCGGGUUGGAUGAAAGUCUCUGGGCUCCAAAUGGAAUAUUUCUCUGAGCAAUAGGGGUUGCUAAAAAUAGCUGACAGAGCACCAAGGGCAAUUACAUGUACGAAAAAAACACUGUUCUCUGAUGUCAAGAACUCAUUUCAACAGUGAAUGUGGCCUUGUGACACCAAUGAAAGUUUUAUAACUUGUCAUAAUGUGGAACACAUAAUCCUCCACCCGUCAUCUUUCUCUCUCAUGUCUGGUCUGGUCAGGUUCAACAUGACAGGACGAGGCGAAAUCUUCAGUAGUGAUUGACAGUUCAAAGGCUGCAAGUAUAGUUAGUAGUCACUUAUGUUUCUUUAUACUAUCUUUAUAUCUGUCAGCUCAAAGUGAUGGUCGAAAUGUGGUUGUUGAUGCAAGAGUUUAUUACUACUGGGAUAUUUUUAGUUAAAAAUCACGACUCCGGUAUCUUCUUGCUGUGUGUAGAAACACAUUCUCGAUGCAAAUGCAAUUAUAGUUGCAUACUUUAUGUUUCUAAUGGCAUCUUAAAACUGCAUCCAAUGAUUAUUUUUUGGCCACUUGAGGGCAGCAAAACAAGCAAACACUACCCUGAUACAAUAUCACCUUCGGGACUGUUCGUUAUUUAUUUCAGGGGCCACCGGAGGAGUUUUGGGACCUUUGGUCAAUAUAGACAUGACCCUCCCCUCGCCAGUUCUAAUUUUUCUAUCACCCUCCAAAACGAUAUGGAAUGCCACAUACUGUAUGUACAGGGAGGAAAUUAUUCAUGUUGACUUGUGGAUACGAUGGGACAUGACAACAUGAAAGGAAACAUCUACUGUAAGUCUGUACUCAAUUCUUCGAGCACCUUUGGCACUAAUUAGAGAUUACAUUUUUUGACAAUUUUCAUAACUGUAUUCUCCCCCCAUCCCUCCUGCGUGUUUUGCUCACAUUCAGUCAAUCGUGACAUAUUGUCACACUAGCUGCAACCAUAAAACAGCAUACAGAUAAAGAUAAAGAAAGCUUGUAUAGAAAACGCAAACAUCUAGCAAGCUAAUGACCACAUUUCUUUUAGUGAAUAUUGAACUUUUUGUUGUUUCAUGUCUGCUAGAUUUGUAACGAGGCAAUGCUUCCGCCCUCUAGUGGUCACAAAUCUUUAAAAGAAAAGUCUAACGGAUAAGCUUUUGGUUAUUGCUCUAGGCCUGGGGCUGAUCAACAAUAAUAAUAAAAAAAACAACAACAUAAAAACCAUGUCUCUCCAAAGCGUCACAUUUUCCUGAGCUAAUAAAAACAACCCUGAUAUCAGCUUUGUGAUAGUUAUCCUUUUUAGAUAAUCCAAUAGGUAUAUGGUUUAUUUAGUUUAAGAGGUAGGAGAUAUUUCUAAACUCACAAAGGAACACGUUAUCCUUUAUGUUUUAAAGUUUCUGGAAAAUUCAUCCUCACCAGAUUUGGAGAUUCAUGGUUUUUACUGGACAUCGAUGAUAUGUAAGAUAAGAGCUACACGAUGUCGAUCACUAUUAAUAUGUAUGUAUUGUACAAUGCUAUGACCAGACUAUAUACACAUUUUUACAGUAAUUAGCAAACAUAUCUUACAAAUUUACAUUUUAAAAUCCACACUCAUCUAUAAUAAUAUCAGAAGAAAAUACCAGAUAAUGAUUUUCUCAAAUAUCACAAAACGUAACAACAGCCUUUAUGAACAGCAAACAACAGCUGAAGUCAUUUAAAAUGAUCAGACUCAUAUUUGCUUCCGACCUGCUGUAAUCUAGAAAAUGAGAACAGAUAUGGAAACAUGGAAACUCCUACAGUUGGGAAAGGCUUAGGUAAUGGAAAAGCAACCUUGGGCAUGCAACUGGUUGUGACGAUCCUGUCGGCCUCAUUGCUCCUGGCAAAUCUGUGGAGCCUGACAUCAUAAACAUGUCAUUUCAUAGAGAGGACAUCUGUUAUCUAUCUUCUAAGAAGUAGUGAAAUUGUCAUGUCCUGCAUAACAGCUGGUGUAUGAUGAAGCAUCAGUAAACACAUUUGGCUUGAUACACCUGCAGAUAGUUUUUUUUUAUCAAGUAUUUGGAAAAAAGAAUGAGGGGGAUUCACGUCUGUUCUUUCCUUGAAACCUCUCUCAGUAAACUGACGGAUUCUUUUUCCCUCUGGACUUCCUUCAUCACCCUUCACUGUUUUCCUCAUUAGCAUGUUUUUAUUCCCCUCAAAUGCACUUUCCACUUCCUUUGCCAACAAGUAUUGUAGCCUGUUACUAUUCAGCACGCAGCACUCAUUCUGGACUCACAACGAGAGCAGAUAAAACAGGAAUUAUUUGGAGACCUAGCACUGAUUUGAGCUGAACAAUUUCAAAGCAAAUAAAUAAUACUACUGUAAGCUAGUGCUACUUUGUUAGGACGUCUUUGGAAGUUUAUUGCAGUGAGAUUGGCAGCCAACAUGCCCAAGUCAACUAUUCUGGAUCCCAAACUGUACUACCUCCUCCUAAAUCUCUGUUUUAGUGUAACAGCUUGGCCACAUGGGGACAACUGCCCAAGCUCUGAGUGGAGCGUCAUGUGCCGUCCAUGUUGUGAGUACCACCUGAUCCAGUGUCGGUGUCCCUCAAAAGGGUCAAAGGUCGGCUACACUGUUCCCUGCUGCCGCAAUGUUCUGGAUCAGUGUGACCCCUGUAUCAUUCACCCAGGAUGCAGUCUGUUUGAGAACUGUAAAACCUGCCACAAUGGAACGUGGAAAGCCAAUGACGACUUCUUCGUCAAAGGAAAGUAUUGUACAGAGUGUCGCCAAGGCUGGAGUGGAGGGGACUGUAGAAUAUGCGGAGGCGUCAUUCAGCGGGCCCAGGGUGUCAUAGCCAUGGAGAGUUACCCGACAAACGCCCGGUGUGAAUGGACAGUGCAAGUGGAGAGGGACAGCACCAUCGAGCUGAGGUUUUCGCUGCUCAGUCUGGAGUCUGACCAUAACUGUCGUUCUGACUAUGUUGAGGUGCGCGACGGCAGCGACCUGAGCUCCCCUGUGAUUGGCCGGUUUUGCGGGGAUCAGCUGCCCUCUCCGAUAAAAAGCUCUGGGAACCUCUUGCACAUCCUGUUCACCUCAGAUGGCUACAGCAACUUUGACGGCUUUGUUCUUACUUUUCAGGAAAGUUCAGCCAUCAAGAAUCCAGUGUGUGCACCUCCAGAACAACCGGUGAAUGGAUAUUUGCUGCCUGUAUAUGGACCAAAGCAGGAGCUUGUAUCUGCAAACUACCGGUGCCAUCCACCUUUUACACUGAUCGGCUCCCAGCAGAGGAUUUGCCUGCCUAAUAGCACGUGGAGUGGCACAGUUCCCACAUGUAUUAAAGGCCAAACAAGCAGAGGCCGGUGUUCCCCUCCACCCAAAUUGCUCAAUGGCUACCACAGACCUGCUCCUGACACAGCUGGGGGUGCAAAUGCCAUUGAGUUUUUCUGUAAAAAUUCCUUCAUUCUGAGUGGAAACCAUCAGAUUACCUGCCUCUCUAAUGGAUCCUGGAGUAGCAAGCCGCCCCAGUGUGUGAGAGCAUGUCGAGAGCCCAGCGUUUCUGGACUUGUCCGACAAAUUGUUCUGAAGCCCCAUCUGAUAUUAAGAGAGAAUCCAGAUCAAAGAAACCAUCUCUCAUCCAGGUACAACAUGCAAGAUUUGUUGUCAGCUGGUUUUAUUCCACUCAUAUUGGAUAAACAGUCAAACAAAGACAACACCGCCUUUGUGGAGCUUCCUCGUGGCCUCCACCCAGUCCACACAAGCAUUGAGUACAAGUGUGCUUCCCCGCUCUACCGCCACACAGGAAGUUCCCAACGCACCUGUCUGAAGUCUGGCAGGUGGAGUGGACGCCAUGUUUCCUGCUCACCAGUUUGUGGCAAAUUAGACACUUCCAGUCGACACAACCUCACAGACACACUGUGGCCUUGGCAUGCAGCCGUCUAUAUCCGGUCACCUCCUGAUCAUACUGCCAGCACCCACAGGCCCCGUGGAGUAACCAUGUCUAUCCAGCAGGGGGCCUCAGAGGAAUCCACAUUCUGGUACCUUGCCUGCAGCGGGGCUCUGCUCACCCAGCGUGGUGUCCUGGUGGCAGCUCAGUGUGUGGUAGACAAGGACAAGCAGCAGACCCUUCACCCAGCACAUGUGAAGGUUGUCAUAGGCAUGCAGUACCAGACAUCUAAGAACCGGCUGAAAAGGCUGCACCACCACAGGGUUUCAGACAUUUUAGUCCAUCCAGAUUUUUACUCUGCCCCCGACUCCAAUGUGGCUGUGCUCAAGCUAAAAGACAAGGUCAAGAUCAGUGAGCAUGUGUUUCCAGUGUGUCUACCCAAAGUGCAAGGUGGAGAGGUGACCGCACAGGAGGCUUACACUGCAAGGUGGAUUUUACCAAACGAUCACAGGCACCUGAGCCACUACACUCCCCCGAGCCAGACGAGACUUGUUGAGCUGGGUGAUGUCGUUCAGUGCGAAAGAGAAUUUGCUCAAGGAGGAGCGCAUACCACAGUGAUCAGUGACAAUACACUGUGUGUCAUUAGGAAGCCGUCCAGUCCUCAAAGCCCUUGUCCUAAUGUGAUUCCAGGGAUCACAACCAUGCCAGCUGUGUUUGUUUCCACAAGUGGUGCCUUGUUGGGUCACGAGGAGACUCAGGGAGCCUCCAGCACAGGCUGGCAGCUUCUUGGUUUAGAGAGCUUCAGCUAUAUGGAAGAGAACUGCCACCAACAGACUUACACAGUUCAGACACGAAUAGCCAACUUCCGAGACUGGAUAGAGAAAAACAUGCAGUAGAUUUUUUUCUUCUUCAAUAUAUCAUGAGAAGGUGAUUUUCUCAGCUUAAAUCUGAAAUUCAUUUAUUUCAUUUAUUUUUUUUAAAUCUCUCAGUGGAAAUGGUGGAGAUGGAGCAGAUAGUAAUAACACAACAUUUGCGGUGAUAAUUCUGUACCUGCUGUCUUUGUUAAUAUCAUGUAAGAACUGUUUUCCUGGCUCUACUUGGAUCUCGUAUGUGUGCAUGUUAUUGUUCUGUAUUUGGGCUCCUCCACUUCAAACAACUCAACGUGAGCUGGUUAAGAAAUACACCCACAUACUCAUGAUCUUUGAAUGUUACCUUAUCAUAUUUGUGAGGUGUAUUUUUCACAAUCUUGAAGAUAAAGACUGCUCUAUGAAAAAAAAAAAAUAAAGAAAAUCCACCAGAUGCCAUUUUGAGUCUUUGAUGAAGUGCAAUCAACCCAGCUAGAACAAUUUGAAAUUGAGUUAAUGAUGUUAUCGCUGGCAAGAAAGAAUUCUAUAUGUCUAGAUCCAAGCU